CAACUGUUGAUAUGCAAUCUAGUAAUCGUUUUAAACUUCAGAAUUUACUUCCCAUUUUUCCAUUAUGGACAGCAAAACUCCACUAAAUCGUCGGCGACCAGUUUCCUCAAAAAUUCCAACUCGUUCGGCGUAUCGAGAACCGUUGAAACAAUCUAGUGGUGCAAAACGAACUCCGUCGGGAGUUAUACUAAAAGCUGACGGUCGCCCAUUCACUUCACCGCAUCAGGAUGUCACUCCGCAAGGAAGGAAAAAUAAAAACAUUGGGGAACCUCAGCAAGUAGAUAGCAAUUCUGCAACGAAAGUUGCCGCCGAUUAUUCGCUGCAACGGGCCGUGGAAGGUUUAUCUAGUCAAAGUAAUACAUACCAAGAGCCGUUGAACCUUGAAGAUACGAUGAUAUUUACUGACAGACAGGAAUCCGGGUUACAUCAUCAAAAUUCCAUCGAUUCCGCAACGUUUUACGGAAUUCCCAGCCCUUGCCAGGAGAUGCCAAGCCGAGUUUUUAUACGCGACAGUAGCAGUCUCGACGGUGGACUAGAGAGGCAUGUUGUGUUCAGCUUCGUGCGCGAAAAUCAAAUGGACCCUGAUUCCAGUGGCUGUAGUCAGCGGUUAAGUAAACUGAAUGUCAGCAAUAGUUUCAUGAACGUCUGUAAAGCAAACAACAAACAGAAUGUCAAAUCGGUCGGAAUGUCGUGCGUUUGGAUCACAAGCAUAACGUUGAUUAUUUUGAUCACCAGCCUGAUACUAUACUUAACCGUAUUGUUGGCGAAUCGCGUCGAAUAUUUAGUAAACGAAAUAUCCAGAUACGGCGAACUGGACGACCAAGAUGCCUCUAGCUGGCUGCAGUGGCUUAAAACAAUUUGGGAACGCAUGAAUACCAUUUUGUCCACUGGACUUUAA
Malaya genurostris is the source of this 898-nucleotide messenger RNA. RefSeq lists its product as uncharacterized. The transcript has 2 exons. The record is from RefSeq and is a predicted model, not a curated record. Lineage: Eukaryota; Metazoa; Arthropoda; Insecta; Diptera; Culicidae. The coding region runs from base 65 to 898 and encodes 277 amino acids.